AUGCAGACCUCUAAGAAGGUUGGUAUGGUUCCUGCUGAACCUUCCUUUUGCUUUGUUGCUUCAUCGUCAUCUCCAAUGGUGAUUCUCAAGAAACUAUUUGAUCACCAAGGUUGCAUUGCCGGUAUUAAAGAAGGAGACGAUGUCGCCGGAGUGAAAGGAGCAUCGUGGCAAAAUGACUGCACCAAAUCUAGAACAAGACUGUUUACACGAAUGGGUCUCCACCUCCUCUCUUCUUCCGUCUGCUUCCUAUUUGCUUCCAUCGAUUCUCCCAACAAUCCCAGCCAUUGGCCCAUUGCGACCAAGUUUCAUGGAGGGUCGAUGAUCAAGCUUCAUCACCUCUAUCGAUCUUCCGUCUCGGCGCUUCUCUCACUUGUCAAAGCUUCACGUAUUCAGUUGCACAUCUUCCAGAAGAGUGGCAUGAGUUGUUCAAUCGUUAUCCAAAGUUUAUCAAAUAGUGGUAGCUGCAUAUCAUAUCAUCCACAGAGUUUAGCCAUGGCAAUUUGA
Messenger RNA from Lactuca saligna, 504 nucleotides. NCBI's taxonomy places the organism in Eukaryota, Viridiplantae, Streptophyta, Magnoliopsida, Asterales, Asteraceae. The record is from the annotation of a GenBank genome assembly.